Tarenaya hassleriana is the source of this 2029-nucleotide messenger RNA. RefSeq names its product phospholipase A1-Igamma2, chloroplastic-like. NCBI's taxonomy places the organism in Eukaryota, Viridiplantae, Streptophyta, Magnoliopsida, Brassicales, Cleomaceae. Gene Ontology annotation, molecular function: glycerophospholipase activity. The record is from RefSeq and is a predicted model, not a curated record. The coding region runs from base 41 to 1633 and encodes 530 amino acids. Gene Ontology annotation, biological process: lipid metabolic process. The transcript has 4 exons.
CACUUGCUCCGUGUAGAACUCCCACGCUCUCUGAUCAACAAUGGCGACUUCUCUAUCCCGCAAUCUUCUUCACGCCAACCCCACCUCCCUCAGUAACCACUUCUCUCCCCGUACAUCUCUGUUUCCGGACAACACGACCAUCAGCUUUUCGUCGAGGUCCUCUGCCGGAGUCGCCGCGAAAGCUGUCUCCAGGACUGACGAGAGCUCGCUCUCCGCCGUAAUCUCGACGCGCGAGGGGGAGAGGAACGGGUUAAUCAACGAAACCGCCGCCGCCGUCGGAGAACGAUGGAUGACGGCGGAGGAGAUUCGCCGGCGGCACCGUAAGGCGGAGGAUGAGAAGAAGCUGAAGGACACGUGGCGGGAGGUCCACGGAGAGGACGAUUGGGUCGGGUUACUGGAUCCGAUGGAUCCGGUUCUCAGAUCAGAAUUGAUCCGUUACGGUGAACUGGCUCAAACCUGCUACGAUGCCUUCGAUUUCGAUCCCUUCUCCAGAUAUUGUGGGAGCUGCAGAUUCGCGCGCCACAAGUUCUUCGAAUCCCUAGGGUUGGCGGAUUCUGGCUACACGGUGGCGCGUUACAUAUACGCGACCUCCAAUAUCAACCUCCCGAACUUCUUCAAGCGAUCGCGGUGGCCAAAGGUGUGGAGCAAGAACGCGAACUGGAUGGGUUACGUCGCCGUCUCCGACGACGACACCUCCCGCAACCGCCUAGGCCGCCGAGACAUCGCCAUCGCGUGGAGAGGGACCGUAACGCGCCUCGAGUGGAUCGCCGACCUGAUGGAUUACCUCAAACCGGUCGCCGGAAACAACCUCCGGUGCCCCGACCCGGCCGUGAAGGUCGAGUCGGGGUUCCUCGAUCUCUAUACGGACAAAGAUGAAGCGUGCAACUUCUCCAAAUUCUCGGCGCGUGAGCAGAUCCUGACUGAGGUGAAACGACUGGUCGAGACGUACGGGGACGACAAGGACGAGGAGCUGAGCAUUACGGUGACGGGCCACAGUCUGGGCGGGGCGUUGGCGAUACUGAGCGCGUACGAUGUGGCAGAGAUGGGUUUGAACCGGACACGGUCGGGUCGGGUGGUGCCGGUGACGGUGAUGACGUACGCAGGGCCGAGAGUGGGGAACGUGAGGUUCAAGGAGAGGAUGGAGGAGUUGGGGGUGAAGGUGAUGAGGGUGGUGAACGUCCAUGACGUGGUACCCAAGUCACCGGGGCUAUUCCUGAACGAGCGCGCGCCUCGAUCGCUAAUGAAGAUGGCCGAGAAUCUCCUCCCAUGGUGUUACUGCCAUGUGGGCGUGGAGGUGGCUCUCGAUCACCAGAACUCGCCAUUCCUAAAACCUUCGGUUGAUCCUUCGAAUGCUCAUAACUUGGAGGCUCUGUUGCAUCUCCUUGAUGGGUAUCAUGGGAAAGGCCAGAGAUUUGUGUUGGCGAGUGGGAGGGAUCCAGCAUUGGUGAAUAAAGCGUCGGACUUUUUGAAAGACCAUUUCAUGGUUCCACCGUUUUGGAGACAAGACGCAAACAAGGGAAUGGUGAUGAACCACGAGGGACGUUGGAUUCAAUCCGAACGCCCUCGAAUCGAAGAUCAUCACCCUCCCGACAUCCAUCUCCAUCUCUCCCAGCUCAGCCUUCUCCGUCCCUAACUCACCCCCCCCCAGAGAACUUGGAUCCACCUCAUCCGGUGCUUAUCAUCUGUUCAUCCGCUUUCAUGUGAAGCCGGUUUUAGAUUCUUACAUAGUGACCGAGUCACGUAUCAAUGGGAGAAAUACACGUGAUCUUUUUUUUUUUGGGAGGGUAAGGGGCUAAGGUAUUGAAAUGGUGGGCGAGAAUCUCAUAUCAGUGGGAGAAGGAAGCUUCAUCUAUCAAUGACUCCUGUAUUCUUAGGGUUUAUCAUGCAUGUACAUGUAUAUAUAUGUGAUGUAUCUAUAAUGUUUAGUUAUCCAUCAUCUGCGACAUGAAUGAUGAUUCGUUCAUACUUUGUAAGUGUAGGAACGAUCCAAUCGCCACAUGUUAUUGUAAUUAUAGCCAUUGCUCAAUAA